AUGCGCCAAAGAAAGGCCGCGCGGCGAGUAGGGCCAGUUUUCGUGGCAGCCACUCUCGUCCUUGUCACUUACGUUCUGUUUUAUCCGCGAGAGAGGCUUUGGAACCCCCUAACAGGACAUCACUCCACGGCGGUGUCUUUUGACUGGAAAAAGAAGGCCGGCCUUGCGACUGGAGCGGCAUCUGAUUUCGAACACCUCCACCUAAACGAGGAACAAUGCCAGGCGACGUUCCCCGGCCUGACAGAGGAGAUUGACCUGGCCGCGGCCGAGGGAGAGUUCCAGCUCGGACUCGGCGACGCUUCCGCCUCGCUGCUGGGACAGAUCAAAGACGAUAGAAUACUGAUACUGCAGGCGCCGAGACCUGUGGACAUGUCAGAUCAAUGGAUCGAGGUGAGUUCCGCUCCAAUGCUACACACUUUCCACCUCCAAGCAGAGGGAGAUGGAAAGAUCUUGAAAUCUCAGCAACUAACACAAAAGACCAAGCGACAAAGCGCCGCCCUCCACCAGCUACACCGCGCCAUUCUCACCUCACCAACCCCUCUACCAGACACCUACUUUAACCUCUACAUCCAGGACACGCCCAUCAAACACACCUGGUCCCACAGCCGUCCGGCGCGGACCUCGUCCUCCUCCUCCUCGUCCCCUCGACACACCUUCCCCAUCCCCCACUUCUCCUUCUGGGCAUGGACCCAGCCCUUCAUUCGCUCCCUCCCGCACGCAGCCUCCGCCAUCGCCGAGAUUGAAGCCAGCCUACCGUUCGAAAAGAAGAAUGCCCGGGCCGUGUGGCGUGGCACGUCGUGGUUCAACAACGGCGCCAGUGCGAACCCGCGAUCCCGACAGGACCUCAUCCAGCUCACAAAGGACGCGGGAUGGGCCGACGUGCAGGCGCUCGAGUGGACGAACAACGGGGAGAACGCGACGAACGCGCUGGCGAUUGAAGAUUUUUGCAGGUACAAGUACAUUAUCCACACCGGGGGCGUGUCGUACUCUGGCCGGCUGCAGUUUCAACAGCUUUGCGAGAGCGUGGUGUUGAGUCCGCCGCUGGAGUGGAUGCAGCAUACGACGCACCUCGUUGAGCCGGUGUACUCGAGUUCCCUACUAUCAGGAGGCCCGUCAGAGUUGCCCGAGAAUGCUUCUUUCGAAGCCAAGCCGCGGGAUGAGCAGCAGCGACAUCAGCAGCGGCAUCAACUCUCACCAAGAACACUGGAGCAGUGGCCGACGACACUCCGCGCAGAGGAAGCCAACAUGGUCUUUGUCAAGCCGGACUGGUCGGACCUGGAGGCGACGGUCCGGUGGUUGGAGGAUCACCCGGACGUGGCGCGCGGGAUUGCGAGACGGCAGCGGGCGUUGUUCUCUGGUCGAGGGUAUCUGAGCCCUGCCGCGGAGGUGUGUUACUGGCGGGCUCUUAUCAAGGGCUGGGGCCGUGUUGUGCGCGUUGACGACGAUGUCGGCCGGAAGAGUGCUGACGCGGUGAGCUUUGAGGAGUUUAUCGUGCGGGCUGAAAGGGCGAAGAAGAGAGGUCACUGA
Messenger RNA from Colletotrichum lupini, 1527 nucleotides. RefSeq lists its product as uncharacterized. Bases 1 to 1527 code for a protein of 508 amino acids. NCBI's taxonomy places the organism in Eukaryota, Fungi, Ascomycota, Sordariomycetes, Glomerellales, Glomerellaceae. The record is from RefSeq and is a predicted model, not a curated record. The transcript has a single exon.